AUGGCAUUUACCGAUGUGUUCUCAUUUCAAAUCUUUUUUAUAUUCCUUAGGGAAUCUCUAGAAAUUAUUGUUAUUAUUUCCAUUUUGUUGACUAUUGUAAAACAGGGUCUUUCUAUUGAGAAUGAUACAGGUGCAACGGUAGUUACAGGGUCCAGUAACUCUGAAUUAGACAAUAGUCGUCCCUUAUUGGAGGACUCAAAUCAGGAACGUCAAAUUCGUCGUGCUUACACUGUGGAGGAAGAAGAAGAAAUAUUUGAGCAUCCUGAUGUUCUGACCAGCAGCGAAGAAAAUUCACUUGAAACCGUUGACAACCAUAAGUUAUAUAAAAAAUUGAAGACUCAGAUUAUAUCAGGUGGAGCUUUGGGUUUGAUACUGUGUAUGUUUAUUGGUGGUUGUUUCAUUGUAAUUUUCUAUAAUAUCGGUACUGAUUUAUGGAGUGCCAGUGAACAUUAUUACGAAGGUGUAUUAAGUUUGGUAGCUUCUGUCAUAAUCUCUGUAAUGGGUCUGUUCUUUUUAAGAAUGGGUAAAUUAAGAGAAAAAUUUAGAAUUAAAUUGGCGUCUAUUAUUUACUCUGAUAAUGCUAGGAUGCUUCAACAGAAUACUUCUGGUCAAAACCAAACAGUUAAAUUUAGUGAAAAGUAUGCCUUCUUCAUUUUACCUUUUGUCACUGCUUUACGUGAAGGGCUAGAGGCAGUAGUCUUUAUUGGAGGUGUUGGAAUUGACCAACCUUUAUCAUCGAUACCACUUUCAAUGGUUGCAGCUGCAACCACCAGUGGAAUUUUUGGAUAUUUCUUUUUUAGAUACUCUGCUUCUUUAUCACUAAAAAUUUGUUUAGUGGUGGCCACUUGCUUCCUGUACUUAAUAGCGGCAGGUCUGUUUUCAAAGGGGGUAUGGCAAUUAGAGCUUCAGGAUUAUGUAAAUAAAUGUGGUGGACAAGACAUGAGUGAAGUUGGUAAUGGUCCGGGUUCGUACGAUAUUUCAAAAUCUGUAUGGCAUGUAAAUUGUUGUAAUGGUGAGCGUGAUGGUGGUUGGAUGAUUUUAACUGCCAUAUUCGGUUGGACGAACAGUGCAACAUAUGGUUCUGUUAUCUCUUACAAUAUUUAUUGGUUGGUUUUAAUCUUAGUAAUUCAUAUAUUAUUGAUUGAAGAAAAAAAAGGAUACAUUCCAUAUAUUCCGAUCAGAUGGCAAAAAAAGCGUAUUAUGAAAAGACUAAAUAUUGCAAAGGCGUCGUUAGAUCUAAAUAAUAUGAGCUCUAUGAAAACUUCUCCUUCUACUCUGGAUUCUGGGGAAUCUUCUGCUGACCCAAGAGUAUCAAAAGAUAGCACCACCCCAUUGAUUAGCAGACAAGAUACCUGA
Molecule: messenger RNA, 1356 nt
Organism: Vanderwaltozyma polyspora DSM 70294
Lineage: Eukaryota; Fungi; Ascomycota; Saccharomycetes; Saccharomycetales; Saccharomycetaceae
Gene: FTH1
Product: Fth1p
Exons: 1
Coding region: 1-1356 (451 amino acids)
Biological process (GO): iron ion transmembrane transport
Cellular component (GO): fungal-type vacuole membrane; high-affinity iron permease complex; plasma membrane
Molecular function (GO): ferrous iron transmembrane transporter activity
Source: RefSeq, a predicted model, not a curated record